This is a messenger RNA of Heterobilharzia americana, 531 nucleotides long. The record is from the annotation of a GenBank genome assembly. Lineage: Eukaryota; Metazoa; Platyhelminthes; Trematoda; Strigeidida; Schistosomatidae.
AUGUUCUGUUGUAUUCCAAAUGUUGUAUCAACUAGACGAGUGAAAAUUGAUCGAUACUCAAUUGGUAAUCCAAUCGACUUUCGGCAUGUUUCACACAUGGGGAGCUCAGCACUUUAUGAAGAUGAUGUGUCUAGUGCUCUAGGUCUUCUGGAUCACCAGUCUCUACCAGUGCACUUAAAACUGAUAGACCUACCAAAGUUGUCGAAUAACAAUACUUCAUUGUCAGCAGAUACUCUAGUUCCAUCCAACAUAUGUAUCAAUUCCACAAUUUCCUAUUCUGUUACCAAUCCGGAACCAAUAUUAUCAACUGCAACGAAAUCGAGUAAAAGAAAUUCCUUUUUGAAUACAACUUCCGUGUUACCUGAAUCAACUGAAACAGGCAAUAAUGUUAUGCGUCAUUCAGCUCACUUAGGCGGUCUGAAGCCUUCAAGAGUACCAUCUUUAGAUCUUAGUUUGCCGUUACCGCCACCGCCUCCACCACCACCUCCUGUAAAUGCUGUCAACCUUUUCUCUAUGCUGCGGUCAUCCUAG